GAAGACCUUCACAGCAGAAGAGUUCUUCGAGACGCCUUCGUUUUCUUGCUUUGGUGCUGCUGCCCGGCGUGUUUUGCGUUGCAACUUCAAUGACGUCUCUCCUGUCCGUCUAUGAAGAGGGCUGUCGCACCUCGAGGGUCACACCAAACUCGGCCUUACAUAGCUACUUCGCGACGAGGAGCUCUGACGAGCCGCUGCACAUCUUCUCCCUCAGCUCCAACCAAGUAGGUCCGCGUGGCCUGCGGGCGCUGCUCCCCGUGUGGCUCCUGUGCCGCCACACGCUGCACACCCUCGACCUCAGUCGCAACAACCUGGGCAACGGAGCCAUUUCUCAGCUGACGCGCUGGCUGGCAACCACAAGCGACGACGGCUUCCCUGCGCUGCGCCGCCUCGAGCUGUGCGGAAACCCCUUUACGUAUCAGGCGGGCAAGUGCCUCGUGCACUGCUGUGAAGGUCUGCGACCUUCUACGGGCACCCUGUCGGCCAGGUCAGCGGCUCCACCGACGAGCGACGGCGCAACACCAGCAAGUACACUCGGCAACGAAGAAUUUGCUGCUGCUGCUGCUGCUGGCGACUCCUCGUGCUAUUGGGAAGAGGUCCCUGGCAUGCAGAUUGAGUACGUGGGUGUGGCGGACACGUCGAUGCCGUCGGGGCUGCAGCGUGCGCUGCAUACGCGAAUUGCUGAAGCCAUCGUCCGCCGUGAGCAGCGGCGACGACGGCAUUGCGCUGCGCCGCACCGUCCUUCGCAGCGGCAGAGAAGUUUUGGCGCGCACCGCAGCCAUCGUUCGAGUAAAGCAGCAGACGAUGAGGCGCGCCCGAAUGAGGAGUCUUCAGCAGCGGCACCGGUGGAGGCAGCUGUUGUGCGCAUCCCGGCUGACCUGUUCGAUGAACUCGCUGAUGAACUGGCGGAAGUGGAUGGAAGGGAAGAGGAGGCAUUCGACGAAGGCGUCGCACCUACAAACGCGCCCGCCGCAGCAACCGCCGCUGAGGCGGAUAACAAAAUCCAAGACAACGAGCUCGACGCCGUUAAUAACAUCAACAUCCGUGAUGAUGUCCGCAGGAGUCUUCCAAGAGACAUCUCAUCAGUCCGUGGACACGGCGCGACGCACCUUCCUGUCACGGAGGUGUUGGAUGGGGAAAGAGAAGCUCCUACGCUCACCAUCACGAGCAGCUCCCUCUCCCCCAGCUACGCGCGAGGGGAUGCUGAGGCAGCGCUGAGGCACAUCAGCGGCUCUGCCACCGUUCCCCCUGCCGACAUGACCCACGUCGCGCUGCUGCCGCCUUCUGAGCUCUACAAGAGCGUUAACAGUGAAUACGACGACGAACUGGACGGAGCAGACGCAGAAGUUCGCGACGGGGCUUCGUUUUCGUGUAGCCAACGUAAUGCGGAAGACGCGUUCACGUGCGAAUCGCACUCGCCGCCGUUUCUCCCGACUACGUCGCGGGUGCAGGUGGAGACGCCGACUCAGCCACAAUCGGCGGCUGAUGUGUUAGACGGGCUCGGCAUGGAGGCGCGCGCAGGUUCGGCAAGUUAUGAUGCUGGCGCGUCCAACGCCGCUCCCUCCUGGCUGGACGACAUGUAA
Messenger RNA from Leptomonas pyrrhocoris, 1583 nucleotides. RefSeq lists its product as hypothetical. Lineage: Eukaryota; Euglenozoa; Kinetoplastea; Trypanosomatida; Trypanosomatidae. The transcript has a single exon. Gene Ontology annotation, molecular function: protein binding. The coding region runs from base 90 to 1583 and encodes 497 amino acids. The record is from RefSeq and is a predicted model, not a curated record.